Messenger RNA from Boleophthalmus pectinirostris (great blue-spotted mudskipper), 1410 nucleotides. RefSeq names its product membrane-spanning 4-domains subfamily A member 4A-like. Lineage: Eukaryota; Metazoa; Chordata; Actinopteri; Gobiiformes; Gobiidae. The transcript has 7 exons. Bases 125 to 727 code for a protein of 200 amino acids. The record is from RefSeq and is a predicted model, not a curated record.
ACACGCUCAGGGCGGAACCAUGGAAAUAUAACGGAGCUUGUGCGCACAGAGGAGAAAGUUCAGUCAGCGGGACGUGAAAUCUGUGGAAACUGCGCAUAAGUGACGCACAGCGCGCACCGGCGACAUGGCAGAAGCGGCUGUUGUGGACGCGGACACGGGACUGUCCCACAGUCCUCUGGUGUCUGUGUCCUUCCAGAGGAACGAGAGGAGAAAGCUCAAGUUUCUGGAGGGAGAGCCCAAGGCCCUGGGGAUCACCCAAGUCUGCUUCAUCCUCUUCCACGUGAGCUGUAUCGCCACCUUCAUGUACACUGGUGUAGGCAGAUGGUUUUAUAACAUACAGGAAUUAAUUGCAUCGGUUUUUGUUUUAAUUGGAGGAAGUUUGGCCAUAGCAGCAAAAAAUCUGCAUCUUCCUACGCUCAGGGCUUGUCUAGGGAUGGAGAUUUUGUCCAGUGUGGCCUGCCUUUUCAACAUGAUGAUCAGCUCGAAACAGCUUCAAAGGGCAAGUUAUUAUUAUUGCUCUGAUGCUUUAACACCUGAAGACAAACUGCAGUGUGAGAACAUGGGUAAUGCCUAUAUGCAUCUUUUUGCUGAGUUUCUGCUCAUCCACGUCACUCUCUUUGCCAUUUCUGUCACUCUGGUGGUCUACGCCUGUAAAGUGGUCAACUGCUGCUCUCCUGCUCCGAAAGUGCCGGUGAUAAUGAUACAAGCCCCUCCGGCCCCUCAGUGAGGACAGCUGGAAACAAGGCUCAUCAUUUACUCCAGUGUGACACAAAUGUCUCUCAGUACUAACAGCAUGUUUGUUAUGACACCUACAAAUAUUAUCUACACAUUUUAUUACAUCUUCAGAACAGUUUUUUGCACUGUACGUAAGUUUUUAUUUAUAUAGCGCUUUUCACAGACAUUUGUCACAAAGACAUUUUACAGAGCAUUAUUCUUUCACGUCACACCUGGUGGUGGUAAACUACUAUUGUAGCCACAGCUGCCCUGGGGCAGACUGACUGAAGCACGGCUGCGAUGCCAAUCUGCACCAUCGGACCACCACCCUCACUCACACACACACCACUUUGAUACUAGGCAAUGUGGGUGAAGUGUCUUGCCUAAAAACACAACAGUUUUUGCAACUGGCGCCCCCCCGUGGCUCCUGAGUUUCCCAGCGUCUCCCAUCCAAGUCCUGACCAGGCCCAGCCUGUUUAACUUCUGAGAUGUGACAGGAUCAGGCUUUGACAAGCUGGUAUGGUCACAUACACUGUACUUAUGCAUGUUUGUGAUUAUGUGUAACAAGAAGUUUUAUCAUGCUGUGAAUUACACUUGUUAUUCAGAUCUUCAUAACUCACUUGUUUGAGUUUUGAAUUGCUUGUUUGCGUGUGAUUUUUUGGAUUUAUUUAUUUUUUAAAUAAAUAAAAAUAGAUA